Messenger RNA from Aplosporella prunicola CBS 121167, 1157 nucleotides. RefSeq lists its product as uncharacterized. Gene Ontology annotation, molecular function: purine-nucleoside phosphorylase activity. Bases 107 to 1054 code for a protein of 315 amino acids. The transcript is spliced from 6 exons. NCBI's taxonomy places the organism in Eukaryota, Fungi, Ascomycota, Dothideomycetes, Botryosphaeriales, Aplosporellaceae. Gene Ontology annotation, biological process: nucleoside metabolic process. The record is from RefSeq and is a predicted model, not a curated record. Gene Ontology annotation, cellular component: cytoplasm.
GCCAAAGGGCGACCUGAGGUACGACGGGGCGGCCAUGGUGGGUGCGGGCUGUCGAGAUACAAUCACUUUCUAGUACUAUUCCUACCACUUACUGCAAGCUGCGACCAUGGCCGACGAAGCUCCCCCGCGCAACGUCUUCCAGCGCGCCACCGAGACGGCCCUCUACCUGCGCCAGAACGUGCCCCAAGAGCUCCGCCACCCCCAGGUUGCCAUCGUGUGCGGCUCGGGCCUCGGCGGCCUGGCCGAGACGAUCCACCCGGAGCCCGUCUUCGAGACGGCCUAUGCCAACAUCCCCAACUUCCCCCAGAGCACCGUGCAGGGCCAUGCAGGCAAGCUCAUUUUCGGCCUGAUCGGUCCCGCCAAGCUGCCCGUUGUCCUGCUCGUCGGCCGCGCCCACUUCUACGAAGGCCACAGCAUGGAGCUCGUCACCUUUGCCACCCGCGUCUGCAAGGUCCUGGGCGUCCAUACCAUGAUUGUUACGAAUGCGGCCGGUGGCCUCAACCCAGACUAUAACGUUGGCGAUAUCGUGCUGCUCAACGACCAUCUCAAUUUGGCCGGCCUUGUUGGCUUCCACCCCCUGCGCGGCCCCAACAUUGAUGACUUUGGUGUCCGUUUCCCUCCUCUGUCGGAUGCUUACGACCUCGAGCUCCGCAAGCGCGUCCACAAGGCUUGGAAGAAUCUUGGCCUGGACCAGGGAAAACGCAGGAUUCACGAGGGUACCUAUGUUUUCGCUGCUGGACCCAGCUACGAGACACGCGCCGAGUGCCGUCUGCUCCGCGGAUUUGGCGCUGACGUCGUCGGCAUGUCCACCGUGCCGGAGAUUGUCGUUGCUCGCCACUCGGGCAUCAGAGUCUUGGCUUUCAGUUUGGUGACGAACAAGGCCGUGUUUGAACCUGGCCCUCGCGGUGAUGAUCCCGAAAUUCAAAACAUGACCAGCGCAGAACUUGACGCGCACCUGAGCAAAGGAAAGGCGAAUCACGAAGAGGUCCUCGAGGCAGGCAGAGAAGCAGCAAAGGAUAUGCAGGUGAGUGACACUCGAGGUGUUCCGAAUUAAUUGGCUGUACUAAUGCGUCCGCAGGCGUUGGUGAAGCAGGUGCUUUCAGAACUGGGUGCUGCGUAAAGCAUUGGCAACGGCCGACGGGUGUUUUUUUUUUUUU